AUUCUAUAAAACCUCUGCCCGGGGGCUAGGGUUUCCUCCCAGCCGUCAUCGUUUCGCGUCCGCCUCAGCCCGCCGCAAGGAGAGGUAAGUUCAGGAGACAUCUUCGAGAAGCUGAAAUGGCUCCUAAAGCUGCUCCUGCCAAGAAGGGUGAUGCCAAGACCCAGGCCUUGAAGGUUGCCAAGGCUGUGAAGUCUGGGGCAGCCAAGAAGAAGACCAAGAAGAUCCGCACGUCUGUGACAUUUCACCGCCCCACGACCCUGAAGAAGGCUAGGGACCCCAAGUACCCACGAAUCAGCACUACCGGAAGGAACAAGCUUGAUCAGUACCAAAUUCUCAAGUACCCCCUUACCACAGAAUCAGCGAUGAAGAAGAUUGAAGAUAACAACACUCUGGUCUUCAUUGUUGACCUCAAGGCAGACAAGAAGAAGAUCAAGGCUGCCGUCAAGAAGAUGUAUGACAUCCAGGCAAAGAAGGUCAACACCUUGAUCAGGCCUGAUGGGAAGAAGAAGGCUUACGUGAAGCUGACUCCCGACUAUGAUGCUCUUGAUGUGGCCAACAAAAUCGGAAUCAUCUAAGUGCUGCAUUAGGCAUCUGUUGUUUCCUAGUUCAAUCUGUUGUGUCCUAGUUCUAUGUGAAACCAGAGUUUUGUAGCUAUGGAUCUCAAUCGUUCCAUUACCAUGUGUUAUGCACACUUCUGAAUUUGAUAUCAUCCAAGUGACCGGUUGAACUAGUUUGCGUUCUGCACUUCAUUACACUUGGACACCGUCAGUCUUUAUGACCAGUAAUUUUGUUUGUCGUAAUAGGUUGGUUUUGCAACUCGACCAAAUAAUUCGACCAAAUAACCGUGUAUGUGUUGUAUC
Messenger RNA from Zea mays, 860 nucleotides. Its product is annotated as 60S ribosomal protein L23A. Bases 117 to 575 code for a protein of 152 amino acids. Gene Ontology annotation, molecular function: structural constituent of ribosome; rRNA binding. Lineage: Eukaryota; Viridiplantae; Streptophyta; Magnoliopsida; Poales; Poaceae. The record is from RefSeq and is marked validated. Gene Ontology annotation, biological process: translation. The transcript is spliced from 4 exons. Gene Ontology annotation, cellular component: ribosome.